CUGAUAUUCUAGGGUGUCACCUCAUAUGACAUUGAGAACAUUGAGAGAGCAGCUUGGAGAGUACCUAGGUGAAGAUGCAGUUGUGGAUAAAUAUAUCUUUCUAAAAUGUAUUGGAAAGAAACUUGCAGUGGUGAAAGCAAAGCAAGAGACAGAACUGAAGCUCAAAUCGUUUGCUCCACCAUAUGCAUUUCAUCCAGAACUGUAUUUGUUACCAGGAGUAGAAAGUAUUUAUUCAUCUUCAUCAUCAACUCCAGAGAGACACCUCAAUAAUGCAGAAUAUGUGUUGGCAUCUACAUCAUAUCAUAGAUCACAUAAUUUAGCUGCUCCAAAUGAUGGUCAAAUCUCAGCAGUUUUGGGGAGUUCCGUGAAAAAUCAGUUCAGACAAACUCAGGAAAAAGAUAAAUUUUCAGGAUGGAAUGAAGCUGAAAAGGAAAGUGUUCCAAUUCUGCAUAUAAAGCAGAGCUCUGAGCAAGAAAAGGAAAGGUUGCAAGAAAAAUAUAACUCACAAAGAAGGAAAGGAGAAAUCAGUUGCAACACAGACGAAAAGGAAUCCAUCAUAACUCCCCAUGUACUGUAUGAUUUAAUUCCCGCAAGACAGAACUCUGGGGAAAAAACUACACCAGUGAAAAUGUAUCAAAGAAAGCCACUCAGCCAAGCUCAAGAAAAGCCUAAUACUCCCAGAAAGGAAGAAACCUCUAUCAUGUUGCAUGCAAAUACAGAAAAUGGAGGCAAUCUACCAGGGGUUGAAAUGGGAAGACAUACCACAGGGGAUUCCGGAAUCCCGGAAUCUUUGGAAGACAGAGACAUGGAAUAUUUGCAUAAUAAGAGGAGCCAGAAGCAUCAUGGAAUUGCCAAGUCUGUUGCUGACACUGGUAGCAUGCAGGAUAAUCAGACUGACGAGAAUAACCUAAAUGGCUUUGCACAUCCAAACCAAUAUCUUUCCCCUCCUACUCCACCUAUUCUGGCAUUGUCUGUAAACAGAGCUCAGGUUCCCAACAGAGUAUUUCCAACAGAGGGAAAUGAGUUGAGUAUUCAGCUGCAACACAUCAAGGCAGAAAGAAAGCAUCUGGAAAAGACUAGAGAGGAACUGGUUAAAAAAGUGAAAGGCUUGCUUGAGCAGAACAAGCUCAGGAGAUAUCAUGCCCGAGAUUCCUGGAAAAAGAAAUAUUUUGAAACAAAGAAAGUCACAUUUUCCUUGGAGGAAAUUUUAAAUAAACUGCGAGAAGAUUUAGAGCUUCACUAUGAGAAAUUAUUGAUGCAACUACAAGCUAGGGAUGUCAGGAAAAAACGAAAUAAUUUGACACACUUUACCAAUUCAAGGAAUAAUACAAUUAUCCAGAUCACAACUCUGCAGCACGAAAUUGACCAGCUAAGAAGAAAAGUAGAUAAUGCAAAAAUGAAGCUUGUCAUAGAAAUCAAGAUGAGAAAACAGGCAACGUCUGAUUUAAGAACACUGAAAGCAGAACUGGCACACAAGAAGGUUCAGUCUUCUUUAAAACGCCAAUCUGAAAAACAAAUACAUUAGUUGGUUCCCAUUUUUGAGAUUCUUCACUGUAUAUUUGUAUAGCUGCUCACAGACCUUACAUUUUUGACUUGUAAUUUCUUUAAGUAUACCAGAGAUUUUGUAUGUAUUGAAAACAUGGCUGUUGAAAAACAUUAAUUCAUCAUUAAAUCAAUCUAUAAUUCUACUGUUAAUGAAACAUGGCAUUAUCACGCACACCAGCAAUAGCAAACGUCAGCUGAGAAGGGAAAAUCCUACUUGUGUGCACUGUAACACCAAUGUUUGGGAAGGAGAAGGACUCACUAUCAAAACUUUGAAGUGCUCAUUGCUCUUUUUUGGAAGGUGAAGAGACACCUGGAUUGACUCGUAGUCCCUCCCCACACCUUCAGGUUAUUAGCAAGCUAUCAGAAACUUCACUCU
Molecule: messenger RNA, 1921 nt
Organism: Elgaria multicarinata webbii
Lineage: Eukaryota; Metazoa; Chordata; Lepidosauria; Squamata; Anguidae
Gene: SPATA1
Product: spermatogenesis associated 1
Exons: 11
Coding region: 26-1525 (499 amino acids)
Source: RefSeq, a predicted model, not a curated record